GAAUAUGAGGAAUAAACAACACAUAUUUUCCUCCCUAUCACCCUCACCGUCUCUUUCCAACCUUCCUUCAUCAAAGUUCACAUUAAAACUGAUAAACUGAACAACCCUCCUUCUUACAGCAACACCAGAGGCCAGACACAUGCAGAAUAUGCAUUGAUUUAGUAAGAGAAAGUUUGGACUUUUUAUUUUUUGGGUUUUGGGUGUGGGUUUAGAUGGAAAGAGAGGUGGGUUUGGAUCAGUUAGGAGAUUUAGCUCUCCACAUAAUUUUAUCGAAAUUAGGUCCAGAAGACACUGUCAGGGUUUCAUGUGUCAGCAGAAGGCUUAGACUUUCCACUUCUGAGGAUUCUCUUUGGGCCCUAUUUUGUUUCCAAGAUCUUCAGCUUUCAACCCCUCAAGAUCAUCAAGGAAACCCUGCUUCUUCUUUCAAGGCAGCUUAUCAGUUAUGGCGAGAGGCUUUUGCCAUGUACCCAUGGCCACUUGUUAAACGAGUUAAAAGAUGUUGGGACAAGCUUAAAAAUUGGUUGAGCAAUGAUUUUCCAGAGGUUGAGGCUACACUUAGAAGUGGUGCAUCUGAAUCUGACAUUCAACAACUAGAGACACGUUUGAAAGUUAAAUUGCCCCUUCCCACUAGGCUCCUCUAUCGUUUUCAUGAUGGUCAAGAACGGACAGACGAAGGGCACUCAUCUACAUGGCUUGGUAGCUCAUUGGGAAUUAUAGGUGGCUACUCUUUCUAUAACCAUUUGGUUAAUGUCUACUUGUUACCCAUAAGUCAGGUAAUAGAGGGAACAAGAAUGGUCAUACGUCACCUAGGUUUUUCAAGCAGAUCUAAGUACAUUGUUGUGGCUGCUUCUGCUUAUAGGCCGAAGAAGUUUUUCUUGAACUGUACAAAUGGCCAACUUUAUGUUGGGACCAGCAACCUUCCUACAGAUGGGGAAAUGAUUCAAUGCGUCCCAAAUGCACUGAUUCGUUCUGUGCAUGAUUUGCAUGGUGAUCAGCAGCAAGAUGCCAUGCUGCUGUGGUUAGAGGAACAUGGCCGCCGCUUAGAAAAUGGCAUUAUCAAAGUUUGUGAAGAAGGAAAUGUUAGAAGUAUAAGUCUAUUUCCAGAGGUUCCCCCCCUAUGUUCCACUGCUGUAACCAAUGGUGUGCAGGUUCGUGCUUCUGCUGCGUUUGUUCCAGAAUUGGCUAACCUACAAGAUAGUGCUGAGAAGUACUUGUUUGCAUAUUCAAUCCGCAUGUCCCUCUUGCCUGGAGGGUGCAUCAUUGAUGGAAUGACCUUCAGCUCCUGCCAACUGAAUUGGAGGCACUGGAUCAUUCGGGCUAAUGAAGCUAUCAUAUCUGAUGUUAAUGGAGAAGCUGUGAUAGGACAGUUCCCUUUGUUGCAUCCUGGUGAGAAUGAAUUUGUUUACGAGAGCUGCACACCUUUAUCAUCAUCUUCAGGUUCUGUUGAAGGUUCUUUCACAUUUGUCCCUGGCAGGUUGGCGGACCCGAAAGGAAGGCCAUUUGACGUUCAAGUGGCAAGGUUCCCCCUGCAGAAGCCAGAUUAUGUUUUCUGACAAACUCUUGCAUAGUUUUCUUGAUAGCAUGCUCAGCCCUUGGUUUUGGAAGAUAUUAUCGGAUAAUAAAUAUGAACGGCUUCGACAUUGUGAAACCCUCUUUAAAGCUCUCUACAUUGCCAGAUUGCUUAUCAUGAAAAAUUUGUUAUAUGUUACCCUGCUUCUGCAUGUGAAAAGAAUGGCUCUAGGCUUGUUGAAUGGUUUGUAUCUCCUCAAGUAGAGCAGCUGUUGGUAGCUGCUUUUACUCUUGUAGCAAAACUCUGCCGAUAAAACUAAUUUGGAAGCUUCAUUCGGAAAGCAAUUAGGUAAUCUGUGAUUCAAAGUUUUGUUUA
Molecule: messenger RNA, 1885 nt
Organism: Theobroma cacao (cacao)
Lineage: Eukaryota; Viridiplantae; Streptophyta; Magnoliopsida; Malvales; Malvaceae
Gene: SKIP16
Product: SKP1/ASK-interacting protein 16
Molecular function (GO): protein binding
Source: RefSeq, a predicted model, not a curated record